CCCACGUCGGUGCAACCUGCAUUGCCAUCCGGCGCAAACACGACAACUAAUUCACCCGCAACCCCAAGGAAUAAAUGCAUAUUAAACAUCGAAGAAGAGGGGUGCGUCAAGGAUCCUUUCGUUUGAAAACUACUCACUGUAUCAAAAGUAAAGAGGGCGUAGGGGGGUAGGAGAUUGCAACCUUCACGUGGUCCGCCCUGUUUCGACGAAGGCAAUCAACCUGGCAAGCACAAUCAAAUAAGAUCAAAUAGAACAAGUUGUCCUUCAACUUUAGGCUCUGCACGCCAUACGCAAGAAGAAGAAGCCACUUCAAAGCCUUGUCGCACGGUGCACGAUAGAGAUCAUGCUGACUGGUUGUAUUACUUGGUUCAUCAACUCAAACACCUAGGAAUGAAGGAGAUUGCAGAGAGUGGUAGACACUGCCCCAUCCAUCACAGAAGUUUCUGCCAGCAACUAAUAAAGAGAGGAGGAAAUUUGUGCCAUACACCCCCAGAAGCUCUGUGGUCAAGGUUCUUUCAGGACUCACUUAUCACGGACAUUAUUCCAGUUAACCUGGCCGUGCACCUGGGUUAUUCACUCCAAGCACGACGUUUGUGAAUGCAGAUUCCGGGGUCUAAACCCGAAGACUGUUCCAGGCAGGAGUGGAGGGAUAAUCAACGAGUUUCCAAAACAGAAGUCUAAAACAAGGUCCCAGAUUCCAGCUAACAGUAACUGUCGAGAAAGGGAAGCGUUCAUUUGAAGAUUGAAUAUCCACGCCAUAGCUUUUGUUGAAUGCACAUCGCCAAUGACAGCUCUUGUUUGUGUUUAUAGUUUAAUAUUGAACUCUCGCUGGGAGAGGAAUGCAAUCUGGGAUUUGUAGUUCCUGACCGGCGGUGAUGGGGGAAGAUCCGUCUGGUGGAAAAUACAUCUGCGAGAGCAGCCAGCAGCCACCGAGCGCUCCGCUCCCGGAGAAAUCCUCUGUUUGGACGCAUUCUAUGGCAAAUAAUGAGACCGCAACAUUUAGAGCCUCCAGCCGACCUGCUCUCCGGCUGAAAUACAAUUGUGCCUGGGCGCUGGGUGCAAACGGGCACACCAAACAAAAAAAUUAAAUAAAUAAAUAAAUAAAUAAUCAAUAGAUGACGCACAGUGUGCGAGCUGUGAGCCAGGCGAGGCUGUAAAACGACGUGGAGCUCGCCUCGCCCUGCAGUGAACGGCAGCGAGCAGCACAGGGCGGCCGCGACAGCAUGGCAGAACCGACCAAGACGCACGUUAUCCUGCUGUCAUGCGGCAGCUUCAACCCCAUCACCAAAGGACACAUUCAGAUGUUCGAGAGAGCCCGUGAUUAUCUGCACAAGACAGGGCGCUACAUUGUGAUUGGCGGAAUCAUCUCUCCAGUUCAUGACUCCUAUGGGAAACAGGGCCUUGUCUCCAGUCGACACCGUCUCACCAUGUGCCAGUUGGCCGUUCAGUCAUCUGACUGGAUCAGGGUAGACCCAUGGGAGUGUUACCAGGAUACUUGGCAGACAACUUGCAGUGUGCUGGAACACCACCGAGAUCUAAUGAAGAGAGUGACUGGCUGCAUUCUGUCCAACGUAAACUCUCCAGCUACACCUAUCAUUGGACAGCCGCAGAAUGGAAGGCGUACCAUCUACCAGAACUCCACAAUCACGAACGACAAACCCACUGCAGUUCGUAUCCUGGGGAAGGUGAGCGAAAGUCUGGGGAAAAUCUGCUGUGUUCGUCCACAUGUUGAACGCUUCACCUUUGUGGAUGAAAAUGCAAACCUGGGUACGGCCAUGAGAUACGAAGAGAUUGAGCUCCGGAUUUUGUUGCUGUGUGGGAGUGACUUGCUGGAAUCCUUCUGUAUCCCAGGUCUGUGGAAUGAGGAAGAUGUGGAAGUGAUAGUUGGUGAUUUUGGAAUAGUGGUUGUCCCACGAGACAAUGUAGACACGGACAGGAUCCUCAAUCAUUCCUCGAUGCUUCGCAAAUACAAGGAUAACAUUCUUGCUGUAAAGGAUGAUACUAAUCACCCCAUGUCUGUUGUCAGUUCUACCAAGAGCAGACUUGCUUUGCAACAUGGUGAUGGCCACGUGGUGGAAUAUUUGAACCAGCCAGUUAUUGAUUACGUCUUGCAGAAUCAGCUGUACAUCAAGACAUCUGGAUAAAGUUAUCCAGUGAAGACCAGAAAGCACAGCUUGCAAUCUCCCUCUCAGUAAAACUGUACCACUACUCCUCUGCUUACAUGUCCAGAGCUUCUCGUGUCUGCCAUUCCCACUGUACAAAACGAGUCGAAGCUCUACUAACAGAAUGCACUGUGUGAACUGCAUAUACAACUUCUUGUGUCUUUUCCUUUGUGCUCCCCUCUUUCAAUUUUUUGUGCUGAUCUUCCUAUUGUUCCAGAUUACCAAAAUCAAUAACUAUUUCUGCUUUUUUCACUAGUGUUAGAAUUACAUAUGUUUCUUUGCGACAAAUUCCUAAUCUCUUUGUGCUGCUUGCAAAUUUAAAACAACUUGGUUGUAUGCCUUCUGGAUUUGUGAUCCAGGACUCGCAGUUAGUAGCAUGUCUAGUUCAAAGAACUGCUUCAAUGCCUCUGUGUUUGAUAAAUGUGAUAAACUCAAACAAUCAAUUGUUUUCCAUAGAAACUAAAUAAGUACUUGGACAAUAUUACAUGUAUUCUUGAUGUCAUAAUAUGCAAAAGUUAUAAAAAUAUUCAUGAAUGUUCUGGUGGAAUUGGAGUAAAAUAAAUUGGCAUUAAUAAUAUUUUCCGUCUGGAAUAUGAACAUAGGAAUUAGUCUCCUUCCUCUGAAUUACAUUUUGGUUGCUAUGGAAAAAAUUUAAAAAGUACAACUUUCCUUGCUAUUUAAUAACAAUGCAAUUUUUUGGCCAGGCUUCAUCUUUUAUAUAAACUCUGCUGAGUAAUGAUGGUGAAAUUCCAAAUAAGUAUGGAUAAGAUCACACUGUGACUUAGGACUAUAUUUCAUUUAUAUGCAGCAGUAGGAAAGAAGCACAGAAAAACAAUUAGUCUGGAUGAAUCAGGAAUUGCAUGUUCUGCGUUUCUAUGUAACUUGUGUUCAACGAAAUUGAUCCAAUUUUUGCAAGUGGUGUUUAGCUACUGUAAUGUUGGAACCAGAAAGCAUUCGAGAAAAUUUGAAAAAAGGAUGGCAGUCAUACAAAUAAUCCUCCCGUACAAACCACGCAAUAUCUUCAGCCUCGGAAGCUAAAUGUUGAAGCAAAGAAGUCUGUAUUCUUUUUUGUAGAAGGUUACUAGUUCACAAGUUAUAGGAGUAGAAUUAGGCCAUUCGGCCCAUCUAGUCUACUCUGUCAUUCAAUCAUGGCUGAUCUCUGCCUCCUACUCCCAUUUUCCUGCCUUCUCCCCAUGACCCAUGACACCCAUUCUAAUCAAUAAUUUAUCUAUCUUUGCCUUUAAAAUAUCCACUGACUUGGCCUCCACAGCCCUCUGUGGCAAUGAGUUCCACAGAUUAACUACCCUCUGACUAAAGAAGUUCCUCCUCACCUCCUUUCUAAAUGUGCGCCCUUUAAUUUUGAAGCUAUGACCUCUGGUCCUAGACUCUCGCACCAGUGGAAACAUCCUUUCCACAUCCACUCUAUCUAUGCCUUUCAUUAUUCUGUAAGUUUCAAUGAGGUCCCCUCUCAACCUUCUAAACUCCAGUGAGCACAGGCCCAGUGCUGCCAAAAGCUCAGAAAAUGCUAACCCACUCAUUCCUGGAAUCAUUCUUGUAAACCUCCUCUUGAUCCUCUCCAGAGCCAGCACAUCCUUCCUCAGAUAUGGGGCCCAAAUAUGAGUUACAAAAUGAGUGAGUUGGGAUUAGCCUCCUGCUGUUUUCAUUUUGCGGUUCACUGGACUGCCAAAACAAUUCAAACAUGCAAUAAGAUCUCAGUUACAUUGAAACUUGACAUCUACUUGACUCCCUGGAACCAAAUUUCUCAAAUAUAAUGCUUUUUUAACCAGUAAUCCUCUACAUUUUGUCAAAUGUCAUUGUAAAUUGAGAUAUAUUUUAUCAAUCUUUUUAUCCAAUUCUGCUAUGGAGAUUUUCAUGUUCACUAGUAAUCUCAGAUCUUUACACUUUCCAGGACAUUGAAAGAAACUUAUUUCAGAUUAAGGUUUAUAUUGUAGGGUACUUUUAAUUGUAGGAUUAAUUCCAGGGUUUUUAUGAUUUCACAUGACUGUGAACCUUUUGAGUUCCAGUUCAACUUCAAUCUUGUCUACGUUAGGCCCAACGUGAAAGAACGAUGGUCAGUUUUGAGGGCUAGUUAUGAAGCAGUUGUGAAUCUUAUGAAAGGAAUAUUGAACAAAACACCGAAAAUGGAAAGACAGUAGCGCAGGAAUGUACACGGGACAAAAGUGUAUGCAGAUUUCUGAAGCUAGCUUUCACAGGUUAGAUGGGAUAAAUUCCAACUCAAGACCUAGUCCUCGUCUCCCUUCAGAGAGUAAAACUAAACAACUCCAAGUCACUACAACAAUAUAGAGGAAAAUCAUACGAAAGGCGUGAUUCUCUCCAAAAUGACCAUCUUAGUGACAGAAGUUGAUUAUUAGUUCUUGCUUCAUUCUGUUAUUUUACUGCAGAAAUAUCUUGAACUGACUCUCUCUCUCCAUCCCCUCUCCCUUCCCAGUUCUCCCACCAGUCUCCCUGUCUCGGACUACAUUCUAUCACUGUCCCACUCACUCCCCUCACAUCAGACUGAAGAAGGAUCUCGACAUGAAACGUCACCCAUUCCUUCUCACCAGAUGCCUGCCUGCCCCGCUGAGUUACUCCAGCAUUUUGUUGUCUACCUCUUCAACUGACAUGUCACGUUUAUUGUGAUAUGCACAUGGAUGGUGAGAUACAGGUACAAUGAAAAUCUUGCUUGCAGCAGCAUCACAGACACAUAGACUCAGACAACAGAGAACCUUUGCUUUUAACAGUUGAUUUUUUGAUUCUUGCCGCUAUUGUAUUAAAUACACCUGGUUGUUUAGUCACAAAAUUAGUUUUCAUUACUAAAUACCCUGCCCAUUUAGUCUUCCCCAAAAAGACUUGCUAACAAAGAAAUUGUGUAUUUAUGUAUUCUGUUAAUAAUUGUGCAUAGCUGUCAGAUGUAUCCUUUAAUGUACAGUGUGUGACUUCUCUCUGUUCACUGUUGUCUAGUGUCCAACACCAUUAGUAGUUUAACCUUUAAUGUCGCACGAUUGUCUCUCUAAUGCACAGAUUCUUCGGCAAAUAUAAUGAAAGGGUUCUAUAUCACUUCCCUGAUGUUUUCAUUUUACUGUCAUUCAAGAAUAAUACUGUAAUGAUGUGUGCUCAAUUUGAGAGCUGUAAGUUAUCUAAAUGCAUGCUUUCAAGAUUCUCCAGUAGGAUGUCAUUUUUUAACUACAAAAAACUUCAUAGAACAAAAGACUCUACCUGCUGGUAUAAUGCUGGCUGAGAUCCAUGUCAUGAGUUCCAUAUCUUUCAUGAAACAGAUUCCAAUUUCCCAAUUUGAAAUUCAUCAUUUCUAGAAAUGGCAAUGUAAUGGCACUUCUAUAUAAAACAUACAUUUAUCAAAAUAUUGUUUUUUCCUGACCUACAAUACAGUCUUUGUUCAUAGAUCAAGUACAAACAAGAACUAAAUAGCUUCAUGUCUGGCAGUUCCUUCCCAAGCUCUUGGUUGUGUUUCUGUUUGUAACUUGCACGGGUUUUUUUUAAAAACAGACUCCACUUUUAUAACGUUUUUUUAUAAGCCUGUGAUAAUAAUCUAGAAGCUUAAAUUCUUUUCAAUAAAUGUUUCUGCAUGAUUAGCAGCACAGGUAUUAUCCGGGGCUGGAAAAUGUAACCCGUUCAUAUAUAAGGCACAAUGGAAUUUGUUUAACAGAGAAGAUGAACAUAAAAAAACAAUAAGAUGCUGCUACCUCCUGGAUUUGGAUAAUUUAGCACCCUUGUUUGAUAGCUCUUUUGUUCUGAGAAAUGAAUUAAAUAAUUUCCACAAAAACUAAAAAAAAUAUUUGUUUUCUUGUGCUGGCAAUACACAUGUGUAAUCCCCCAUCUGCACCCAACCCCCUCCCCUGCUCUGGUGGUCAUUCAGUGGUCAGUGCGUACUUUUGUAUUCGUUACUUUUUUGUUUAAAGAUACAAUAUAAAUGACUCUAAUUUAGUGGACAAUAUCUUUUGAUUGUGCUUCUGGUAUUUGUGACAUCUCCCAUGAUGUAUUGAACUGUUUGUAGGUGUGAACCAAUGUGGAUAAAGAUUGCAUCCAGUGUAGUGUUCAAUCCAUUGUUGCGUGUCUGAACAUCAUCUUUUCCCUGUCGCUCCAAACUUUCAAAGGAGUUUUAGAAGACUGUAUAGAUUAGCUGGAAGCUAAGUGUUUCCUCUGCAUCUGGUUCAGGGUGCAACAAACGCAUGCGUAAUUAUAAUCACCCGUGUAUCUACUUUUAUGCAGAGCUCGUUCAAGAGAAAGGGGCAGAAAGCAUAAGGACUAUUGACUGUUUAUCGUUAAAUGAUUCAGACCAUUUGGGAAGGAUGCUUUGAGCUCACUGGGUGAGGUAGUGUCUUGGGUACCUUUUUGAACUAGGAUGGGUUGAAUUACCACUAUCUAUACCUUUUUUGUUCUAUGGUCCAUCAUCAUCGCAAACUUCCUUUUGAACCACCACAUGACAUUAUUAUUAGAUUUCACCUAUUUACCACUUUGCUGCAGAAAUGUCACUGCUGGCUCUGUCAUAAUUAUGAAGGUUAAUCCUUUGACCCCUGUUUAAAUCAUGAGCAGUCAGGCAAAAGUGAUCUGGUAAUUGCCACAAUUGAGUAGUUGGGGCAGGUAUCUUUAACCAAACAAGCCACAGAUAAGUGAGGGUGGCAUUUAUUCUACAUGAUUAAGAGUACUGUGUACGGAGCAUGUGAACUGUAAUGAAUUAAAACAAUUAUUGCUCAGUGUUUUAUUUAUCUUUCUUUUCUGAUAUGGAGCCCACCCAAACUCACGCUAUUCACAGCAUACCAUUUGUUUCAGUCUGAUCACAGAUCAGGUCAACUGCACAUUGUUGUCUCAACGUCUUGGUGAGACAUUAACCACUCAGUGACCCCUUGGUAACUUCACAUAUCUUAAAAUCUGGUUAAUUUUAGAACAUUUCCUAUUUCUGUGUAUUAUCUUUAAUUAUUGAUACGUAAGAUGAUUCGAUGAUGGACUUAAUAGUCAGAAAUCAAAUAUUCUGUUUUGUGUAUCAUGAACUUUCAAAUUAUUUCUUAAAUUGCUAAUAAAAUUCCUUGCUGAAAGAA
Messenger RNA from Leucoraja erinaceus (little skate), 7216 nucleotides. RefSeq names its product nicotinamide nucleotide adenylyltransferase 2 (gene nmnat2). The transcript has 15 exons. Gene Ontology annotation, cellular component: Golgi apparatus. Gene Ontology annotation, molecular function: nicotinamide-nucleotide adenylyltransferase activity; nicotinate-nucleotide adenylyltransferase activity. Bases 1224 to 2144 code for a protein of 306 amino acids. Lineage: Eukaryota; Metazoa; Chordata; Chondrichthyes; Rajiformes; Rajidae. Gene Ontology annotation, biological process: NAD+ biosynthetic process. The record is from RefSeq and is a predicted model, not a curated record.